Molecule: messenger RNA, 2080 nt
Organism: Limanda limanda (common dab)
Lineage: Eukaryota; Metazoa; Chordata; Actinopteri; Pleuronectiformes; Pleuronectidae
Gene: ccdc13
Product: coiled-coil domain containing 13
Exons: 14
Biological process (GO): cytoplasmic microtubule organization; non-motile cilium assembly
Cellular component (GO): centriolar satellite
Source: RefSeq, a predicted model, not a curated record
CAAAAUGCAGCAGAGACAAACAUCUUGUGACUCGUUCAGCACGUAACUAAACCACAGAUCAUGGCCCGCUGUGACGAGCUGGAUGAGUUGCGGCUUCAGUUCGAAACGCUGCAGAAGCAGCAGGAGAAGAGAAAGAAGAAGGAGAAAGAACCGGAUAAGCCUAAUGUCGAGGUUACAGAGGAGGAUUCCAACCAAAAGUGAGGAUGAAUUAAAUGUUGUUUUCCUCAGGGGCAGCAUAAAUGUCAUAGGGAACAUGUGCAGGACGUCGAGCCGAAUUGGCUUGAUAAGCUGCGAGAGCUCAAAGAUGAAAAUGGUCGUCUCUUCAAACUCCUCGGAGAAAAGGAUUUUGAAAUUAAACACCUGAAGAGGAAAAGAGAAGAAGAACGACUGGCCCUAGCAGGCAUGUCGGGCUUGGGGGGGGACGCAGCAGCCACCAGGAUUGUCGACCUGUCCAAGAAGAACAGGGAGCUGAGCGCCGAGAUCGAGAGAGAAAAGACCAGGUCCAAGCAAAACAGCAACAGAAUCAAAGAGCUUGAGAAAGAGCUACAGUCUGCGUUGGUGCACUCUCCCCCUGGGCAAAACACAGACAUAAAAUCCCAGAUUAAGAGAUUAUCGGACGACUGUGAGCAGGAAAAUCCAGCGGUGAAAUCUCUGCAGGAGAAAUUAGCCGCAGCCAAGCUGAGAUCGACUGAAUGUCGAAACCAGGUCCAAUCCCUCAAACAGGAGCUGAAAGUAGCUCAGAAGGUUUUAAUCAGUGAGGUUGGAGAGGAGGUCAACCUUCAGCAAUUACUGAGCUGCCCGGGGAGCUUCAGAGGUCGCGCUCAGCAGAUCCUGGUUCUUCAGAUGAAGGUGCGGGACCUCGAGCAGCAGCUGAACCGGUCGACUCAGCGGCGACAGCCAAGCGUCCUGAGUGUAGAGGACAAGUUCCUGGGCUCGGGGGUCCUUCUGAAGACCCCUCCUCAAGAGAGGAACCUCAACUACAUCCGCUCCAUGGAGAAGGAGAAGAGGGAGGCGUUUGAGCGAAUCUCAGUGGAGUAUGAGAACCUCCAGAAAGACUACGAGGAUGGGAAGAAAAAGAUGGAAGCCUCUAAAGCCAGGAACAAAUCUCUUUCUGCUGAGAUGAAAACUCUGAAGGUCCAGGUUUCCACCCUGCUGGAGAAGGGGAAACAUGAUAAUGAGCUUGUGGAUGCUUUGCUGAAGCAACAGAGCCAGAUGCAGGAGGUGUUGAGACGGCUCAGCCGACAGCAGAGCGGUCAGAGCAACGAGCUCCAGCAGAACCCGGGCAACUGGCGGAGCAGCGAGUCGGCAGAACACCUUGCUCUCGUCCAGAACCUCAAGCAGAUAGUUGCUGAGAAAGAAGAGACGAUCAAAGAACUGCAGGAGGAAAUCCAGCAGCUGUCCCUCCAGGAAGAGGGAGAAUCCAGCCACAAGACCAUUUGCAGUGCAGGCUUUCUGCCUGAAGAGGGAGACAUUAACAAGAGAAUAACAUCGUCAGGUUCACUUUCUAAAUUUGGUCAUAAACUGGUGCUGCCUUCUGUGAAGAGCAGCGUAGAAUUCAAGGGUCCCAGUUCGUCAAAAUGUCCCCAAUGCUCAGCCGAUGUCAGUGCACUCAUGACCCAGUGUAGUGAAUAUAAAGUCCUCUGUGUGGAGAAGGACAGACUCUCUGAGCUGGUGAACGUCCUACAGACAAAAGAAAAAGAUUGGACCCAGAGGUGUGCGGAGGCUGAGCACAAGUAUCAGGAGGAGCGCCGCAGGAUGGUGAUCCUGGAGCAGCAGCUGGAGCGGACGGAAUUAGAUUCAAAGUGAGGACCAUGCAAGCAGCAAGGGUAGAACUCCUAUGGCAAGGCUCAAUUACAGCAGGGCGUGACGAUGUCCAGCAGAUUUAGCUUUUUUCUUACCUAUAUUAUAUACCCCGAAUUUCGUCCUUGGUUGUCAUGACUAUACAUCUCAGGAUCAGUGUCUCUGAGCAUUAGGAUGGCAGGACUGUAUAAACAACAGUAGGAUUGGCACUAUGGCCAACGCUCACUCUCACCCGCACGUCUGGAUGACGCUGAGACGUCCACGUUGCUCUUAUUUUUUG